AUGGCCGAGGGCAUCACUUACAUAGACCUGACCUUUGACUCGGAACUCCCACCCCCAGCACGCCCCAGGGAGAACGUACCCCCGCCGAAUCUGGACAAGGUAGGGUCGCCCUACCACUGGUCCACGUUCCAAAAGAGCUUUAUCACAUGGCUCUCGUGCCUCACCACUCUUUUCGCUUCCUUUGCAACCAGCUGCUUCAGUCCGGCGGCCGAGCAGAUCUCUUCCGAAUGGGGCGUCAGUCGCGUCGCUGCCCUCUUGGGCAUCACGACCUUUUGCUGCGGUAUGGGCUUCGCGCCUAUGCUUCUAGUUCCCCUAUCUGAGAUCGUGGGCAGGAGGCCGGUCUUCUUGGGAACGGGAGCAGUGCUCGUAAUUUUUCAGCUGUGCUGCGCUGUUACAAGGCUGUACUCGGGGAUGCUGGUCGCCAGGCUCUUCGCUGGCGUCGCAGGAUCAACGUUCACCACAAUGGUCGGCGGCAUUGUGGCUGAUAUGUACGUGCCGCGCGAGCGGAAUGCCCCCAUGGCAGUCUUCACCGGCACCGCGCUGUUUGGGACGGGCCUGGGUCCGCUGGCCUGCGGGUUCAUCGCGCAGUAUACGACAUGGCGAUGGAUCUUCUACAUGCAGACUAUUAUCGACGGGAUCCUUGCAUUGGCCCUGCUCUUCUUCUUCCGCGAGACCCGCGGCGUUGUCAUACUCCGUAAGCGAGCCAAGGCAUUAAACAGGUACUACGAGCGUCUCGAGAAGGCCGGGUCCCCCGGCAUGCGAUUAUCGCAAGGCGAAAACGCCAAUGACGGCCAAACCCAUGACCAGACGAGAAAUGAAAGCAAUGUGCGCCGAAUCCGCUGGAGAGUCGCCGAGCACGAAGCACGCGCCAGCAUAGCCACCACACUACGGGUAUCCGUCUCCCGCGCAUUCCUCCUCCUCUGCACCGAGCCCGUCGUCUUCUUCUUCUCCCUCUGGGCUGCAUUCAGCUGGUCCGUUAUGUACAUCAACCUCGCCGCGAUUCCGCUCGUGUACCAAUCCACAUACGGAUUCAGCCUCUCCUCCGCAAAUGCGAUCUUCACCGCAACCUGCGCCGCCAGUAUCGUUUCCACCCUCUUGUCCAUAACCCAAAGCAUUCUCGCCUCGAGGCACGAGAGAUGGAACACCAUUCCCGAGCACCGGCUCUACUUCGCGUGUGUCGAGAGCGUCCUCUUGCCCGCCGGGCUGUUUAUGUUCGGCUGGACGUCGCAGCACGGCGAUACGAUCCCAUGGAUUGUGCCGACUAUAGCCGUAGGGAUCUCGACGAUGGGGAUCUUCUCGAUCUACCUCUCCGUGUUCAAUUACCUGGCUGACACGUACGUCCGCUACGCGAGCUCUGCGCUGGCGGCGCAGAAUUUCUGCCGGAAUCUCAUGAACGGGGUGUUUCCCUUGGUGUCCAGGCAGCUGUUUAAGAAUCUAGGGUACGGGCCUGCAGCAAGUCUGCUGGGAGGCAUUGCCGCUGGGCUGUGUCUUGUGCCCUGGCUGUUGGUGGUCUUUGGGAAGAGCAUAAGGGGGCGAAGUCGUUUGCAGGAUAACUUAACAUUCAACACCCUGACAGCGCAGUUCUGUAUCCACUUGCACCGCUACAUUUCAAGAUAA
Aspergillus nidulans FGSC A4 is the source of this 1617-nucleotide messenger RNA. RefSeq lists its product as uncharacterized. Gene Ontology annotation, biological process: transmembrane transport. The record is from RefSeq and is a predicted model, not a curated record. The transcript has 3 exons. Lineage: Eukaryota; Fungi; Ascomycota; Eurotiomycetes; Eurotiales; Aspergillaceae. Gene Ontology annotation, molecular function: transmembrane transporter activity. Gene Ontology annotation, cellular component: membrane. Bases 1 to 1617 code for a protein of 538 amino acids.